This is a messenger RNA of Rodentolepis nana, 1365 nucleotides long. The record is from the annotation of a GenBank genome assembly. Lineage: Eukaryota; Metazoa; Platyhelminthes; Cestoda; Cyclophyllidea; Hymenolepididae.
AUGAUGCUUUUGCCAUGCCUAAUACACCUGAAUCAAGCAGAUGCAAACGGUGCUAGUGAGUUCGACUACGCCGCCAUUCUGACAAUCAUUUACACCGCAUUUGGACACCUCUCAAUUCUCACGCGCCUUGCAGCUCUACGUUGGGUUGAAGUUCUGCUAGCUGUAAAUCCCGAAGCUGUUUUCAAUAAUUCCCCAGACCUCAUGCCGUAUUUGCUCAAACUUCUUUCGGAUCCCUCUGUAGAGGCGAGUCUUCAUAUUGUUCAUUCCACAGUGUCCCUGGUAGGCAGCCUGUGUAAACAUCCAGUGGCUCAACGUGUCGCAUCUUCGUCGAAGGAGGACAGGAGUGGAAGUAGGGGAACAAAUGUUUCUUCAGUGCAACGACUCUUCACCACUCUGGUGAGCGGAGCAUGUAGCGUCGAUAGUGCCUCUGCAGCUGAUCGUGAGCGUGCAAACCUCCUUUGUCUCCGAUUUCUCUAUGAUCUCGUCCAACGAUUCAUCACCGAUCCGGGGAUGCUUAAUGAAAAAGGGAAUUUAAUUAUAACCGAUCUUUGUCUCGCUCUCGGUGCUAAAUCUGUAUACUACGUAAUGGCGUUAAUAAUCUCCAAUCUCCUCAACCCCAAACAAGCCUUCGAUAUAGUGAAGAUGCUAAAUCAAAUUCUCCUAACCCAACCGUCAGUCCUUACAUUCCGCGAUUUCCUUCACAACAUUGACCUUGAGAAGGAAGCCAAUCUGUUUGAAGAACUCUAUCGGGCUUGGUGUCACAAUCCUGUGGCCCUUCUCGCUCUCUGCCUCCUUACUCAGAAUUACUCUCACUGUUGUGUUCUUGUCAAGUCUUUUGGCGAUUUGACAAUGUCGGUUGAGGUCUUAAUGGAAUUGGAUCGUUUGGUUCAAUUAAUUGAGUCCCCGGUGUUUGCAAGGUUGCGACUUCAUCUUGUGGACAGACGCCAUAGUGCAGCACUCCAAGAGACCCUCUACUGUCUCCUUAUGUGCCUUCCACAAACUGACGCUUUUGACACUCUUAGAAGACGGCUCCAGUGUCUUCCAGGUCAUAUGCUCACAGAACCGAAUAGUUCUACUUCUCAUGCCGUCAAAGUGGACUUCGAUUCGCUUUUGGCCCACUUUCAUGCUGUUCAGCGACUACACGAGGAGUGGAGUUUGCAAGAAGAGUCGCUGAUGUCCUCCGUGCAAGGAGACGAUUGCAAUGUGAGUAGAAAAGCUUCUGCUCCCGUUGAAUUGGGCUUCGUGCGGUCAACUGACGUUGCCACUCCAAAAAUAGCCAAUUCCACGCAAUUUCUAGUCAAGGGUCUGAAACAACUUGGAAUUGAGGUCUUACCUCCCCCUCCUCCACCUUCUGAUUCCACCUGA